Cyprinus carpio (common carp) is the source of this 1433-nucleotide messenger RNA. RefSeq names its product CMRF35-like molecule 5. NCBI's taxonomy places the organism in Eukaryota, Metazoa, Chordata, Actinopteri, Cypriniformes, Cyprinidae. The record is from RefSeq and is a predicted model, not a curated record. The coding region runs from base 336 to 1352 and encodes 338 amino acids. The transcript has 6 exons.
GAGGAAGUCCUGACACAUUACAGAUUAGUCUCACUGGAUGCUCACAGCCUGAAAAACAUGCUGCACAUGUCAGCAGUUCUGUGCUAUGCUUUCUUCUGUACAGUAUGUACUCAUUUUAUUAAUGCAUUUUUUACAUGUCCUGCAUUUCUGUUUCUCUCUGUUCCAGUUUAUGUUGUACCGGUGACACAUACAGAGGCAGAAGACAAAGAAAGAGGAAGUCAGCAUCUCAUCACAUUCAUGAUUCACACCCUGCCUGAAACACACACCGAGAGCCUCAGACCCAUGUAGAGAGGAAUCUACUAACAACAGAGAAGAUCGUUGAAUAAGAGAGAAGAAUGAAGAUCAUCUGGACUUUCACUCUGCUGAUGAUUCCUGGUGCCAUGACCUUGAGUCUGACUGGACAUUCAGGGGGUGAAAUCAACAUCACAUGCACAUAUCAAGACAGACAUACUGGAAAUGCAAAGUAUUUUUGUAAAGUACUGUGGUUAAAAUGCUCUGAUCUCAUCAAGACUAAAGAGAAGGAUAAAUGGGUUAAUUCUGGAAGAUUCUUUCUGUAUGAUGACACAGGAGCAGCAGUUUUCACUGUUAUCUUCAGAAAUCUGAGUGAACAGGAUUCUGGGAAGUACAAGUGUGGAGUUGAUAAGUUAGGAAUAGAUUCCUACACUGAAGUGAAUCUGAACGUUAUAACAGCGCCAAAAACAGUAUCAGUAUCAUCACCAUCACCCUCAACAACAACAUCAUCAUCAUCAUCAUCAUCAUCAAUCACAACUCCACCUAUUUCACUAAAUUCCCAGCCAUCGACAUCUGAUUUCACAUUGGAUUCUCCGUCUGUCUCGAAUGGUUUGUGUCUGAUCAUCGUCGUGUCUGUGGUUCUUCCUCUGCUCAUCGCUGGACUCGUUUCAUGUAUAGUGACUGUCUGCAUGAAGCGUCAGGCUCGAGCUAAAGGCUCUGAUUCAGCCUCUAAAAUGCCUGAACCUGGAACAGAAAACAGUAAAGCGGUUCCUCAAACGCUGUACAUUUACGAGGGGAUUAAAGACACCAGAACUGCCCAAUUACCCACAAACCCCUCUGAUUCCACUAAAACAGUUUAUGCUACGGCCCAGUUACCCACAAACCCUUCUGGUUCUAUUACCACAGUUUAUUCUACUCCGCAAUUACCCACAAACCCCUCUGUUGAGUGGCAUAAACAGUGUAAGAAUCAGUUAACCACAAAUCCAUCUGCUUCUUGCUAUGUUUAUGCUACUCCAGGAUUACCCACAACCCCCUCUGAUUCUACUAAAACAGUCUAUGCUACUCCACAAUUACCCACAACCCCCUCUGAUUCUACGAACACCGUUUAUGCUAACGUUUAACAGUGCAGAAGUUCGCAAGAGCCAGGGAUUAUAGUAAAUACAUGUUUUACAAGUGAUUGACCAUUUCAAUUUGUUGUUGUA